GAACUCACCUAAAACCGUAAUAGACCCCCAGUAUAUGAUGGUAUAUGGCCUAAGGAUUGCAAAUGCAGAAAUCACAAGGUUACAUACAUCAUAAAGAUUAUUUAGAUUUCUCUUUCUCUCUGUCUCUUCUAAAUCUCUAUCCAAUAUAUUUCGACCGAGUAUGCUAUUAGCGUCAAUUAUUAUUAUGUAACGCUAUUGGAAACGCAGAAUCUCGCGAUGACAAUCUGAACAAGAGUUCUACAUUAGACCUGUGUUUUGUAGUUGAACUGUACUUUCUGUACAUAUUUAAAGUGAAAUAAAUGUUUGGAAUUUGGCGAAAGCAAACAGGAAAAUUCCAGUGCAAUUCAGUAUAAGAAAAACAAACCUUUUGUAAAUUGUGUGCCGCCCUAGGGGUUAGAAAGUUUCAAUCAUGGCGUACCCGAGCACAAUGUACGGCUCCACUAAUUCAGGAUCGGGAAUAAAUCCAGAAGUACAGCAAUGGUUUGCCGCAGUGGACAAGGAUGGUAGUGGACGGAUAACGGCUACAGAAUUGCAAUCAGCAUUGGCCAAUGGUCAAGGAGGUACCUUCUCCGAUACGGCAUGUAAAUUAAUGAUUGGUAUGUUUGACAAAGAAAAGAAUGGUACUAUAAACAUAACAGAGUUCCAAGCUCUUUACAAUUAUAUAAAUGCCUGGCUUGGUGUAUUUCGUGGUUUUGACCACGACAAUUCAGGUAAUAUACAAGAAAAUGAAUUGAGCACAGCCCUGACACAAAUGGGCUACAAACUUAGUCCAGAAUUUAUUCAAUUCCUCAUAAAGAAGAGUGAUCUUCGUGGUCAUAAAUCCAUUACUGUCGACCAGUUUAUAGUAUUAUGUGUUCAAAUACAAAGAUUCACAGAGGCAUUUAGAACAAGAGAUGCGGAUCAAACUGGAACGAUCACUAUUGGAUUUGAAGAUUUUCUGGGAGUAGCUCUUAGUUGUAGCAUAUAAUGUUUUCACAUCUUAAUAUAGUUAAUGUAUUAUUAUUUACUUAAUUAAGUAUGCUGAAAAAUGUUUAUUCAGCUUACGCUAUAAAUUCUAUUUUUCUAUGAUAGAAGAGAAUGUAAAAUGUAACAUGUUUUUGUGCAUGUAGGUUCUUGGGCGUAUAAGAGAUCUGUUGAUAGUUUUAGAAACUUCUAUAUAUAUUUCCUUUGUCGUUAAAUAAGUUUAGUAGGCUUUAAUAUAUGCUUAAUUAUUACGACAUCGUUAAAGUAAGAUAAAGAUAAGAUUAUUAAUAAUUAUAUGAAACGCUAAAAUUAUAUAUGCUUCCUACCAAUUCAUCUGAUACAUCAAUACCUCAAAUGACAAUUAAAUACAUUUAUUUUAUAUUCGUACAUGUUGAUGACAAUAUUUGACAAAGAGUUACAAUAAAAAUGAAUAUCACAUGA
This is a messenger RNA of Monomorium pharaonis (pharaoh ant), 1404 nucleotides long. RefSeq names its product peflin (gene Pef). The record is from RefSeq and is a predicted model, not a curated record. Bases 410 to 967 code for a protein of 185 amino acids. The transcript is spliced from 4 exons. Gene Ontology annotation, biological process: COPII vesicle coat assembly. Gene Ontology annotation, molecular function: calcium ion binding. Lineage: Eukaryota; Metazoa; Arthropoda; Insecta; Hymenoptera; Formicidae.